GUCUGUUUCUCUCUGUCUGAUGAUCAUGAUGCUCACGAUAAACCAAGCGGCACUGCUCUUCGUUCAGCUGUUAGUGGUGUGGCAUGUCUUUGCAGCUAUAGAGAUCGCUAAAGACGACCACAGAGCUGUGCUGGUGUCCAGAGGAGACUCAGUGACACUGACUUGCAACAUAUCCAAGACAAAUGCAACAUCGAUCAUCUGGACCAGCAACAGAUCUGUUUUUCAAUAUUCCAUUGAGCUGAAUCGCACCCAUUCAAAUUUCUCAUUUCAUAGACUGAAAAUAAAUCAUGAGUUUCCUACAAAGCUAAUUAUUUUUAGUGCUCAGCCUGAAGAUGAAGGACUUUAUACAUGUAGCAUAACAGACAGACAUGGCAUAAACAGCAUUACAUGGAGUUUAACUGUGUCUGAGAACCCAGAAGAAACCACUUCAUCAAAGUAUUUUCUACACAUACUCCCACCUGCAAUUGGAUUCCUUCUGUGUUGCAUCACACUGGCUGUCUUACUCUACAGAUGCUGCACCAGGACCCUGAAACAUGGCUUGCAUGAGAUCAGGAUCUUGAGUUUUGUCCAGUAUCAUGUUCAGCUGGAAGGAAAGGUGGUCCCUCCACAACCUCAAAGAUUUGCAGUGUACAGGACAGGAAGCACUUUGAGACACUCAGUCCAAUCUUUGGCUUAUAGUGUGCUGACAAGAAGAAAGUCCAGAUAAAGAAGAUGAAAAGGAAACAAAGUAUAGACUGUUUAAUUCAUUGUCAGUGCUUGUAAGAAUAAUUCAACCACAAAGCUCAAACACCAUUUUUCAUUGUGUCUGCCUGGAUUUAUAGAAUCAAUUUACAAAAAUGACAAAUGAUUGCUUUUAUGUUGAUCAUGCAGUUUAGUUUUAUUUUUAUUACCAGGUUUUGAAAUGUCUGGAGGCUUCACCAAUUAAGAAAAAACUAAAGGAAAUGUAAAUAAAUUUACAUUACACUUAAAAAUGAAAAUUGUCACAUUUCUAUUAUGGUUUUAAAGCAUUUUAUAAAAAAUGAAAAUUCCAAGUACACAACAAUGUUAACAAAUAACAUUCAUGGAGAUUCAUAAAACCAAGCUGGACCUCUUGAAUUUAAUUAUGUUAAAUAACAAAAUCACUAUAUUAGCGGACACAGGUUUUAUGUUCGUACCAGACCAAGAAUGCAGCUGCAAAAUCUUUCAUUGCAUUCAGCUCUGCUAGUCCACAUGGUAAACUGUGAUGGAGCAAAAUACUGAAACUGCAUCCAUCAACAGAGAGUUAGAAAAAAAAGAAAAAGCAUGGAUAAAAUGUGUCUGGAUGUAGAUUGACGUGUAAAAAUAUUUCCCAGAAAAAUUUAAUUAUUCACCUUUUUUUCAUUUCAUAUGAAGAUAAUGUUUUUUCUUUCAGGUAUAUUCAAAGGUUGGAGAAGACCUGAAUUAUCGAGUUUCAGCUGAAAUAGUCUUUUUUGGUAAAGGAAAAAAAAAUGCAGUUUUUUUUGUUCAGUACUUAUGUAAGAACUGCAAACUUCUAACUUUACAGGCUUGAAUUAGCUCUAUGUUGGCCUAUUUUUCUAUGCCACUACAGGUGAAAAUAGGAAAUGAGAGCUGUGAGGUAUUUAAAGGUUGUCAGAGUCAAACAGGCAUGUUUCCAUUCCGUGACAAGAAAAGUACCUGUGGUUUCUGGGUCCACUGUGCGUAGGCUCAUGAUGCUUAAACAUACACGUUUUUGGAAAAAAAAACAAAAAACAAAACAAAACUUGGAUCAUUGCUUUUGUAUAGAUUUUACUUGGACAAUCUACUGAGAUGCACUCCCCAAAUAGACUGUAUCCACUGUUGUUAA
Oreochromis niloticus (Nile tilapia) is the source of this 1822-nucleotide messenger RNA. RefSeq lists its product as uncharacterized. The transcript is spliced from 5 exons. Bases 20 to 706 code for a protein of 228 amino acids. The record is from RefSeq and is a predicted model, not a curated record. NCBI's taxonomy places the organism in Eukaryota, Metazoa, Chordata, Actinopteri, Cichliformes, Cichlidae.